GUAAUUCUACUUUUUCUUAGUUUACUUGCCAUGUAAACUUAAUGAGAUGAAGAAGUACAAAUUAAAUAAAACUCCCAAUAUAAUAUCAUUCGUGAUAGGCUACUCUUAUAUCAGGCAAUGAAGUCUGCAUUCUCAAUCAUAGAAAAAAAAAACAAAGUCCUCAAUGGUAUUAAUAUCUAUAUGAAAAUAAUGGAGCUCCAUUGACAUAUUUACUCGGUUGGCAUAUCUCAGAGCAGCAAAUCAGCAAACACUUUAAGCACAUAACUGAAAAUUCCUUUUAGUGAAUAAAAAAAGAACAAUUUCUUACCCAUAGGGCUAUAGAACACUCCCCUUCUUCUCAAGAGCAUCUUCUUUUCCUUCUCUUGGCAAUCUUCAUUGCCUCAAGAAACUUAACCCCUCUCUGUAAAUCUUUUUUGAAGACAAAACCUCCAAAUGCACAGCAGCAGAACCCCAAAACCCAAUCGAAAACCCUUCUUCUCCACACAUUAACUGACAGCAAAAACAGGCAUAUCCCCAAAAUACCAAUCACCAUAUCUAAAUCGAGCUCUUUCCGCAAUGCCAGUGACAAGGCCAGACCUACAAUGACCAUGAUUCCCAAAACAAUAACAAUCCAGUUUCUAUUCCCGCUCCUUCUCCCGCCGGAACCUUCCCCUCCAUAGCCCUUAAGGAAGACGCCUCCACCCCCAUUUCCACCAACAAAUUCUCGUAUCAGCAAAUCAAACGGCUCUGGAAAGAUCCUGAGCUUGGAAGCUACCAAGUAAGCCGAAUGCAACAAGAUCUUAGUCGAUCGCGAAGAUCCGGAUUUCCCUUUCCUCUUCAAUGCAGACGCGAUUUGCCUGCGGACAUUGAUUUGGGAUGAGAACUUAGCGAUACGACAAGGCAGAGUGUGUGAAAUGGAGGAUUGUCGUGGUAUUUGGCUUGAUUUGCAGAAGAAAUUUGGAUCUGGAAUCAAACCCUGUAAAUCGAAGAGAAAUUUGGUCUGCAUUUUGCUCUCUCAGGAUUUUGCAAGAGGAAUGGCCAAGAAAUUACAAGAGACCGUUACGCCUUCCAAGCCAGGAAUCACUGGAUUAUGAAAUUUGCAUUUAUGUUUCUUCAACACAAAGACAAGGUAAUCGUGUUUUACCGCCUUUUGCCUUUUUACAUCUAUUACACCAUGUGCCCUUUUUUAAUCGGAGAGGCAGUAUAAAAAUUAUACCCCUCCAUCCAAAAUUCUGGAGUUUUUUUCCGAAAUAAUGCUAAUUAAAUAAAUUAUUCCCGAAAUAUUGUCGGGUUAAAAAUAAUUUCAAAAAUACUGCUGGAAUUAACCACGAUUAAGGAAAGCCGCCACUUCAAGUGGCGACUCUUGUAUUACUUCACAAAAGCCGCCACUCCGAGUGGCGGCUCUUCUCUUAUACGUAGUAGUAUAAAAACCGCCACUUCAAGUGACGGCUCUUCUCUUACGUCCGAUUUUGUAAAUAUAUAAAACACAAUACGUUUCAAGAAUUUGUUUAACUGCCUUCCUGGUUGAAUUUUGAGCUGAAUUUUGGUAUGCAUAAACUAGACUUGAUGAGGGACAUGCUCAAAAAAUUUCAUGAAAAAAUUCCAACGGAAACACCCUCUGAUGGUGUUGUCCACGAGGGGUUCCGGUCAGGACGUCAUGACAAAAGGGUGGUCCGGCCACCUCAAUUUGAGGUGGUUCCCGAUGGUAUAUUUUGAUGAAAUUUUUUGUGUAUGUUCUUAAUUAAGUCUAGUUCAAUCAUACCAAAUUUCAGAAUCAAUCUCAAAUUGGAAAGCAGUCAAAUGAUUUUUUAAAGAUAACUGUGUUUUAUAUGUAUAAUCCGGCGUAGUUAUCUUUCAAAAAUCAUUUGUCGGUCUUUCAGAUUGAAUGUUUUGCUCAAAUUUGGUAUGAUUGAACUAGAUUUUAUUAAGAACAUACACAAAAAAAUUCAUCAAAAAGGGAACCACCUCAAGUUGAGGUGGCCGGAUCAAUCUUUUGUCAUACGUCCUGACCGGAACCCUCCUCGGACAACACCAUCAGAGGGUGUUUCCGGUGGAAUGUUUUGAUGAAUUUUUUUGAGAAUGUUCCUCAUCAAGUCUAGUUUAUGCAUACCAAAUUUCAGCUCAAAAUUCAAUCGGAAAGGCAGUUAAACAAAUUUUUGAAACAUACUGCAUUUUAUAUAUGUACAAAAUGGGAGAUAAGAGAAGAGCCGUCGCUUGAAGUGGCGGCUUUUGUACUAUAAGAGCAGAGCCGCCACUCGAAGUCGUGGCUUUUGUGAAGUAAUACAAGAAUCGCCACUUGGAGUGGUGACUUUCCUUAACCGUGAUUAAUUCUAGCAGUAUUUUGGGAAAUAUUCUUGACCCGGUAGUAUUUCAGGAAUAAUUUAUUUAAUUAGCAAUAUUCCGGGAAAAAACUCAAAUUCUUGUCCGUUUUACUUGGAUAAGAGUUUAAGAGAGUGAAAAUAAAGUGAAAAUAUAUAAUUAUAGUUGAGUAUGAAAGAAGGUAAAUGAGUGAUAUUCAUACAAACCUUUCCAAAAAAGGAAAUGAGAAGAAUUUGUUGGGACGUACCAAAAAGUUAAGUGAGAAGAAUUUUCAGGGACGGAGGUAAUACAAAUUUGUACGAGUAUUUGUAUUACACCAUGUGCUGGACUGAACUUCCGGUGUGUAGAGAGUAUUUGUAUUUCAACAGAAAUGCUAGGGGUACACAACAUGCACAACUUGUACACAAAAUAUCGAUCAUAGACAAUUGGUACGAAAUUGCUUGUGAGAACAGACAAGAGUUGCCUGUGUGCACAAACAACUUUUGUCUAUGUCAUAGACAUUACUUUUAGUGUAAAAAAGUACAUUGACAGCUGUCUAAACACUAACACCAGCUUGCAAAUCAAUUAAUAUCUGUGCAGUGUCUGUGUGUACAGACAAUAUUUUUCGGUAAAAUACACAGACCGAACCAUACUUGGACAAUUAUAAAAUACACGGAGGUCAAACGUUUACCAGAACAGACGAGACAAAACUUAAAUAAACAAGACCACCAGACCAGAUCAACCAACAAAUUUUGGUCCAAAACAAAACAAUACUCCCUUCGAUCCUAAAUAAAGUUCACUGUUUGACAUCACACAAAUUAAGGAAAUAAAUUUGACUUUACUGUAGAGUACACUGUUGUUACACUGUUUGACACUGUUUGAUACUGUUUUGCAUUGUUUGACACUAUUUUGAUGUAGAUAAUUUGCCAAAUAAGGAAGGGAGAAAAGCAUGAACUUUAGUUUGGACAGACUCAAAAAAAGAAAGUUUGAACUUUAUUUAGGACAGGAGAAAGUAUUUUAUUCGGUAGUCCGUAUAAUAAUAUAAAUAAAAAUAAUUAUAACCAAAAGGCCCGCAAAUGCUGAAACGCACUCCUCGGCUCUUCGCUAACGGCAAACCGACCGCAAUCCUCUCCUCGCAAUACACUGCUCACCUGCUGCAUCGCCCUUGCCGCCUGCUCCCGUGCUCCGCCAGUCCGACUUGCUUUUCAGUCUUCCGAUCUUCGAAUCUUCGCCUGCCCUAAUUGAUUUUCGAAUAACUGAAUCCGCAAUCCGCAAUCGCAGGGAGCGUCUGGCCCAUCUUAAAUCAUUGAGUAACCUUCACUGGGAGAAAAAUGUUGCCUUAUCCUUCUUUCAUGCGACAGUACCCAGGGUCUACGGAGAUCAUCCCGACAUCGUAUCUUCUUCCUGCCCAGUGGCCCAAGCCCCAUCAUGAUGAGCUCCUCUUAGCCAUGGAGGAGUCAAAUUUCGAGGAAAAAAUUAAUGAAAUUGGGAAGUUCAACAGCAACUUAACUGUGAUCGGAAAGACCAGUAUAGUUGAUAACGAUAAAGAAGAUUUUGACAAUGAAGCUGAAGAUGAUGAUGCCGACAAUGGAGAAGAGUCGGAAGCUGAUGAUUUCGACCAAGAAACCGGCUGACUUAAAUUUCAGGAUACAAAAAUCAUAACUUUGUUUUGCAACUCUUCCUAUUAUGCUGCAGUUUGAACUGAUUGAUGUAUCAAUACGUUUGGUUCCUAAGAAUAUACAUAAUAUAUAUAUAUAUAUAUAUAUAUAUAUAUAUUAUUUCUUGAUUUGUGCGUGUUAUUGAUUUGUUCCUAUACACACAAAUGAUUGUGUGAUUUUACACAUAUUCAUGAUCUGGGGCGUGAUGAUAUAUAUGGUGUUUAAGUGAUGGACAUUCACAUAUUACCCUACACUAAUCUUAUAUUUUUAAUACUCUGUGUUUGCUAUGUUUAAAUGUGUGCGCCAAAUGUGUGUUUUCUAUUACAUAAGCUCUGUCCUUUGUGGUUAUAUUGAAGAAAAUAUCAUGGCUGUAGAGGGAAAGAAGCAUAACCCAGCUAGUACCUGACCUGAAUCGAUGCCCUAUCUGACUCGGACCCGUGACUACAGAGUCAUGCUUGGACCAAUGCUUUUGGCUUAGCAAAUGUGAUCAAGGAAUUGUUCCUGAAUUCUGAGCACAGAAACUGCUGUACGCAUACCCAUGCCAACUGGAGUAAGAAACAUCAGGAAAAGAUCACGAAGAAGCACUUCUGGAUAUGUGUUAGAUGCCCCCACACAACCUCACCGUCUUCAACAUGAAUUCUUUGCAAAAAAUUGAUCCUACAGCCCAAGCAGAUGUGGAUUUAUAUGGUCACCUCAUCAGUGGUGCAAAGCUUUCUUUAGAACUGAUGCUAAGUGUGAUGCUCUUGUCUGAAUUUAUUAACACACUUCUUAAAGCUAGGUGUAAGUCUAUUAUCCCUAUUUCAGAAUCCAUUAGAGUUGCCACAAUGAAAAAAAUUGCAAAGAAGGCAAAGUUUGGAAAUAUGUGGCCAGGUAACAUUGGACCUGAAAUUAUGAAGAAUCUAAAUCCAAACAUUUAUGAAAACACGGGAUGGAAGGUAUUUGCUAUAUUUAGAAGUGAGCAUUCCAUUAUUGAAUAUCUGCUACUACAUAUGCAACUACUUUUAUCAAAGCAGGUUGUCUUUAAUGGUCAUGACGGCUAUGAGGUCAAACAUGGAAGACAUCAGUACCAGGUACCGCUAGAAGGAAGAAUUCGUUCUUGCAGGGUAUGGAAUUCCAUGCCUGCAUGCUGUGUGUGCUAUAAUUGACAAGGCCAGGGAUCCAGAAACUUAUCUUGUGUGAGCUGUAUUUGACGAGGGCAUGGAUCAAGACACUUUUGUUGAUGAGUGCUACUCAAAAGAUGUACUAGAGAAUCUAUUCCCUCACCUUGAACCCAUGAACAGAGGUUCCCUCACCUUGAACCCAUGAACCCAUGAACAAGGCCUGUUGUGGAAAAGGACAUAACAAAAUGAUAUUGAAGCCCCAAUUCUCAAAAAAUGACCAGAUGACCUAACAAAAAGAGGACCAUCAUCUGGUAGCACAACAAUGACAAGAAAAGGUACAGUGAUAAUGUAUUGAAUGUAUUCUAUCUCCAAAAGGUAGCAGGACAUAUCAAAUCUAAAUGCCCAAAAGAACCACAAAGACAACAGACCACAGAGAGAGGAAGAAGGGCACCAGAAAAAUUGCCAGGCCUACAAACAAUAGAAGAAGGCUGAGAGGUCUACGAAGUGAAGAACCUGGUCAGCCAAGUCAAGAAGGUGGUCCGGCUAUUCAACAAUGCAAUUGUAAAGCUAGGCCUAGGGUUAUUUGUAGUAUAUUGCAUGGUAUUGGUGUGUGAGGUAAUCUCAUUGUAGAUUACAUUUUUGUGGACAAAUUUGCAUCUUUGUUAGUUGUUGUGUAACAUGUUUUGGAUAGCUUAUGUUGAACGUAUUAGUUAUUUUGGUUUUGCUACUUCUGGUUUUGUUGUAAUGAACCAGGAGUUAUGGGUUUGAAGUUAUGGCUUGUUAUGGCUUUUAGAUGAACCUGUGAGUUCG
This is a messenger RNA of Cuscuta europaea, 5845 nucleotides long. NCBI's taxonomy places the organism in Eukaryota, Viridiplantae, Streptophyta, Magnoliopsida, Solanales, Convolvulaceae. The record is from the annotation of a GenBank genome assembly.